Molecule: messenger RNA, 1104 nt
Organism: Pseudogymnoascus verrucosus
Lineage: Eukaryota; Fungi; Ascomycota; Leotiomycetes; Thelebolales; Thelebolaceae
Exons: 2
Coding region: 1-1104 (367 amino acids)
Source: RefSeq, a predicted model, not a curated record
AUGGCAUCAACAACCACACAUCCCGAGUUCAACGACCAGACCUCAGCCCUCGAGGUCGCCAAAGCAUUCGCAUCUGGAAUAACCGGAAAGACCAUCAUCAUAACAGGCGUGAACAAGAAUGGCAUCGGGUUCUCCACCGCCGAAGCAUUCGCCUCCCAAUCCCCCGCCCAUCUCAUCCUAGCAGGCCGUAAUCCUUCAAAGAUCCAAGAAUGCAUCGAAGCUCUCAAGUCCUCCUACCCCACCGUCAACUACCGCCCCCUCAACCUUGACCUCUCGAGCCAGAAAUCCGUCCGCACCGCCGCCUCUGAGCUCCUCUACUGGUCCGACAUCCCCACAAUCGACAUCCUCAUAAACAGCGCAGGCGUGAUGAACAUCCCCUCCCGCACGCUGUCCGAGGACGGUAUCGAGCUACAUUUCGCCACCAACCAUAUCGGGCAUUUUCUGUUUACCAAUUUGAUCAUGCCGAAACUGAUCGCUUCCGCUACCGCCGCUGCUGCCGCUGGCACUAAGGGUGCGACGCGCGUGAUCAAUGUUAGUUCGCUGUCACCAACGUUUGCGAGCAUGCGGUGGAGUGAUGUGAAUUUCGAUAAAGUGAAUAAAACCCUCCCCGAGGCUGAGCAGCCUAAUUACGACGUCCAUCGGCAAUGGGGCACCGUCUCCCCCGAGGACGCUUCAUACCUCCCGCUAGAGGGGUAUAACCAGAGUAAAGUAGCCAACAUCCUCUUCGGCAUCGGCCUAAACUCCCGUGUAUUCGAAAAGCACGGAAUCCUAAGCGUCGGUCUGCACCCAGGUAUCAUGCAGACGGAGCUGAGUCGUUCGACCUCAAAGGAGACCAUUGAGGCAGUGGGAGCGUUGUUUGCGAGCGGGAUGUUUAAGUUCCGCAGUCUAGAUCAGGGGGCGGCGACGAGUUUGGUGGCCGCGCUUGAUGGGGGGUUGAGGGCGGGGGAGGGGGGUGGGGAGGGGAGUGGGAGGGAGAAUUGGGGGGCGUAUUUGGUGGAUUGUCAGAUUAACGAUAGGGCGAAUCCGUUGGCGGUGUCGAGUGCGGAGGCGGAGAGGUUGUGGGGGUUGUCGGAGGAGCUGGUGGGGGAGAAGUUUGCUUGGUAG